CUUGUGCAAGAUUUUUCUAGUUUUCUGAAAGCAAAACUUGGGAGACAAUGUGCAUUGCAGUCCCAAGAUUUCCUCCAAAAUCAGAAUAAAGGUCACUCCCAACUUUCAUGCCAUCUGCAUUGCCUAUCCUCCUCUCUGGUUGAAGUCCCAAAACAAACUUGAUAAAAUCUUCAAAUUAAUAGUGCCAGAAACACCAGUCAAUAAUUUCCCCAACUUCGAAAUCACGAAUUUUGAAACUGAAGAGAAAAUAUUCUCAAAUUGCGUUUGAAUAUGGCUAUAAGCUGCAACAAACAAGAAUUCUUGCUACGACCCGUUUUUCACGCUAGAGAAUCCACCACAGCGUUUCUACCUCCACUAAGCCUCUCACUUAAACUCCCACCGCAAUCACAUUCAAAAGUCAGGAGGGUUGUUAAAAUGUCUGCAACUGAAGUCACAAGCUCUAGGAUAUCGUACGAGUCCUUUGCAAUAAAGCCUCCUGAGCACCCAACUUAUGAUUUGAAGGGCAUUAUCAAGCUAGCUCUUGAAGAAGAUGCUGGGGAUCGAGGUGAUGUAACAUGCUUGGCCACCAUUCCAUUUGACAUGGAAGUGGAAGCUUAUUUUUUGGCAAAGGAGGAUGGCAUCAUUGCUGGAAUAGCUCUUGCAGAGAUGAUAUUUCAUGAGGUUGAUCCUUCUCUGAAGGUGGAGUGGAGUAAAAAUGAUGGAGAUUUUGUCCAUAAAGGGCUACAGUUUGGAAGAGUUCAUGGACGGGCUCAUAACAUUGUUGUAGCUGAAAGAGUAGUGCUAAACUUUAUGCAGAGGAUGAGUGGCACUGCAACUUUAACUAAGGCAAUGGCAAAUGCAGCAUACCCUGCAUAUAUGUUGGAGACUAGAAAAACUGCUCCAGGUCUUCGUUUAGUGGAUAAGUGGGCGGUAUUAAUUGGUGGAGGUCGGAACCAUAGGAUGGGUUUGUUUGAUAUGGUGAUGAUAAAAGAUAAUCAUAUAUCAGCAGCUGGAGGUGUUGCUGAUGCUCUUAAAGCUGUUGACCUGUAUCUGGAGCAAAACAAUCUUCAAAUGGAGGUUGAGGUGGAGACCAGGACUCUUGAGGAAGUGGAAGAAGUUUUACAUUAUUCAUCUCAAACAAAGACUUCUUUGACUCGAAUAAUGUUGGACAAUAUGGUUGUACCUCUACCAAAUGGGGAUGUGGACAUAUCUAUGCUAAAAGAAGCUGUGCAGUUGAUAAAUGGGAGAUAUGAGACUGAGGCAUCAAGCAAUGUCACACUAGAUACUGUACAUAAAAUUGGGCAAAGCGGAGUGACCUACAUUUCUAGUGGUUCGUUGACUCAUUCUGUGAAAGCACUAGACAUCUCCCUCAAAAUUGAUACCGAAUUAGCACUCAAAGUUGGAAGGCGCACUGGACGAGCUUGAUUGGCCUUCUUAAGAUAUUACUAUUAUCUAUCAAUAUUUUGUAUCGGGUUUUUUUUCCCCUAUUUUGUCACUUUUGUGUGACUUUUUUUUUUCAUAGGCAAAUAAAACAAAUAUAUAUUAUGGAGCACAAGAAGUGCCAUGAUACACAAACAGAGUUACCCCUAUGCUGAUCAAGACAGGAAUCUUGUUAUUCGUGAAAUAAUAUAUUGCUACCAUAUAAAAUAAUA
Molecule: messenger RNA, 1631 nt
Organism: Glycine soja
Lineage: Eukaryota; Viridiplantae; Streptophyta; Magnoliopsida; Fabales; Fabaceae
Product: nicotinate-nucleotide pyrophosphorylase [carboxylating], chloroplastic-like
Exons: 12
Coding region: 271-1404 (377 amino acids)
Biological process (GO): quinolinate catabolic process; NAD+ biosynthetic process
Cellular component (GO): cytoplasm
Molecular function (GO): nicotinate-nucleotide diphosphorylase (carboxylating) activity
Source: RefSeq, a predicted model, not a curated record